Molecule: messenger RNA, 1735 nt
Organism: Hemicordylus capensis (graceful crag lizard)
Lineage: Eukaryota; Metazoa; Chordata; Lepidosauria; Squamata; Cordylidae
Gene: PLA2G10
Product: phospholipase A2 group X
Exons: 3
Coding region: 285-770 (161 amino acids)
Biological process (GO): phospholipid metabolic process; arachidonate secretion; lipid catabolic process
Molecular function (GO): calcium ion binding; phospholipid binding
Source: RefSeq, a predicted model, not a curated record
CGUGUCCGCUUGCGGUCGUGCAGCCUGACCCAGGAAAAGCUGCUGCCAGCCCGCGCCGGCCAGCCAAGGCCGGGGGAGGGGGGUCGUAGAGGCGCUCUGGAGGCAGGAGCGACCAGUGCAAUGCGCCCCGCCGCCGCCGCCGCCAUCUGCCUUUGCACCGGGCGCUGUGUCCGUCAGCUGCGGCAGCUCUGAGCUCUGCCCGGAGGGACUCCUGGGUUGGAGCCCGUCCGGGCGCCCCGUCGGGCACGUGUCGGGCAGCGACCGCGAGCCAGGCGGAGCCGGUGAUGACGCCGAGCUGCAAGGGCGGGAGGAGGCCCCAGCCGCUGCCGCCACCAGCUUGUCCCACCUGCAGCUGCAGCUGGCGAGUCGGGCUGGCAGGCGCGCCUCGACGGGACGGACGGACGGACCAGGGCGCGCUCCGGAGAGCCCUGCACUUUGCUGCCGCUGCUGCUGAUGGGCCCGGCGGGGCGGUUGCCGGCACUGCUGCUUCUCCUGCUCCUACUCCCGACGGGUGCUGCUUUGAGCACGACUGCUGCUACGAGGAAGCCGAGAAGGCCGGCUGCGCCCCCAAGACGCAGUGCUACACCUGGGAGUGCGAGGGGAAUGCUGCCAAGUGUGAACAUAUAGAAGACCAAUGCCAAAAAAAGGCCUGCGAGUGUGACCGCAAAGCUGCCAAGUGCCUGGCGAAAGCCCCCUAUGAUGUCAAGAACAUCUUUUGGCCGGACGCUCUGUGUGGCAAGGACAGCCCCAAGUGCAAAGAUGACGAUUAAGGCGGGCCUGCGCACACUUAGGCCAGCCCUUCCGGACAUGUCCCCACAUUCCGUUACAACAGCAGAAUCUCCCUUUCUAACUAACUGAAUAAAAACGGCCUCCUGUUCCCCCCAGACCAGACAAGGUGUCGUCUAGGCAGGGCACUCAAGCUUUCCUGGGAAGUCCAGCCGCUCUUAAAUUAACCAGGGAUGUUGAGGAACUUCCCUGGAUGGAUCCCAAGGGGGUUCUUGUCAGCCAAAGAGCAGAAUGCAGAAGGGACAUAGCAGGCUGCAGGGCAGCACCUCUUUCUGCUGCGUCCUCUCCACUCCUGGUGCAUUUCAUUUCAAUUCAGCAAGGAAGCCCCCACUUUGAGCCUGAAGGCUUCUGUACUUGCCAGAAAGGGCUCGAUCCAGUGCAUGUUUGCAGCUGCUUACUUGCAAGCAAAAAAUAAAAUAAAAUAAAUGUCUUGGAUACAGUGUUCCUUCUAACAGGGAUUCCCAGAUGUUGACUACAACUCCCAGAAUCCCCAGCUGCAAUGGCUUUUGCUUGGGGACUCUGAGCGUUGUAGUCAACAUCUGGGAAUCCCUGUUAGAGGGAACACUGCUUGGAUACCAAAGCAAGAAUUUUCCAAGGCCUGUUUUUAGCCCUGCAAUGAAAAACUCAUGGCUGGUGAUGCAAAAGGCAGCAUUACAGUGUAGCAGCAAAGAGUAACAUAUUGCAGAAAAGUCUCAUGACAAAGAAUAUGGAAUAAAAACACAGAUAACUUAUGUCAAGCGACAUGUGACCUUGUCUCCUGAAAGUGCUUACAGCCUUGGAGCCUUGCUAAGGGACCUUGGGCCAGUCUCUAUCCCUCAGUUCAGCCUACCUCACAGGGUUGUUGUGAGGACAGAGGGGAAACUCUCUGGGCAAAGUGCAGUGUAAUAAUCAUCAUCAUCAAUAUUAGAAAAAAAUCUUUGUUUAAUUCUUAAAAAUGUUCAUGUGCAGA